UGGCAGGAGGUAAUAUUUGACGGGGCUGCCGGCACCAGCGAGCUGCCGCUGAGCCAGGGGCGCAGAGCAGGGCAGCAAGCAUGGCCUCCCGCGACCCGCCCGCCACCACCUACGCCCUGCCCGACGCGCCCUCGGGGGUCGCGCUGUUCCUCACCAUCCCCUACGCCUUCUUCCUGCCCGAGCUGGUAUUCGGGCUUUGGGUCUGGAUCCUGGUAGCCGCUACCCAGGUAGCAAACCCAUUGCUGCAAGGAUGGGUGUUGUACGUCUCGCUCACCUCAUUCCUCAUCUCCCUGAUGUUCCUGUUGUCUUACCUGUUAGGAUUUUAUACGAGAUUUGAGUCCUGGAGAGUUCUGGACAGUCUGUACCAUGGGACCACCGGCAUCCUGUACAUGAGCGCAGCUGUCUUGCAAGUGCACGCCACCAUCAUUUCUGAGAUCCAGGACCUGAACAACUACUACAUCAACACGGCAGCCUCGUUCUUUGCCUUUAUCACGGCACUGCUGUACAUCCUCCACGCCUUCAGCAUCUACUACCACUGAUGCAGCAGGGAGCCGCGCCGAAGGAGAAACGCCCAUCUGAAGCCGGGUUAUCAGCCCCCAGGCAGCUUUCGACAUCUGCCUUCUGAAUGAUAAAUGGAAGAUCUGAAAUAUCCACGGGAUUAACAGACCAUCUUUCCAAGCUGAGUGAUAUACCACAUUUUGGCACAUUUGUUUGGACAUAUUAAUUCACUAUGAUAAAUAUGACAAAGCUAUUACUUUCUUUUCCCUGGGAAGCAGCUGUCACUUGGAAUUAUCUGACCAUGCUAGCCCUUCUAGAAAACUCAAAUUGAACCCCUUCCUGUUGAGAGUUCCAGCUCCACUGUUGCCAUGUUUAUUUGGGGAUUUUGCCUCAGCCAUGGGGCUCCCUAUAGGAGGUUCUGAUUCAGUCUGAUUUUCUUAAAAUGGAAAAGGUGCUAUCAAGGCCUUCAGAUCCAAUGCAGAUGUGCAGACCUCGUUCCUGUCCUCGGUCUGCCUCUGCUGCAGCUUGGAGGCCCGAAGUCCCCCAGGAAGCUGGCAGGGGCAAGCUGUGCUGCCCACCUUCCCGCCUAUUUCUCCUCCCCCUUCUUCCCAGUCAUUGAGGUCCAAGGAAAAUCUGCAUAAAACCAGCUUGGAGGGCAGAUUUGUGAGGAAAAUAAAUGACUGACUCUACAAAAUGAUUAUACAGUGAGAGCUGGGAAGGGGGAGGCCUUCUCCACGCGUCAGGCCUCUUAAAGCUGUGCAGCUGCAGUGCGCCGGUUCCAGCGCUCCAGGACCCCACCGCCUAAGGACUAGAAGCCGUCCUGUCCCUCAGAACUGACCCUCAGUGAAGGAGGCUGGGAUGUUACAUCCACAGAUUCUCUUGCCACAACCACACGGGAGGAAGAAGCUGUUGCACAGUCUCCGGGGACAGCGUGAGGACCCAUCCUGGGGACUGUGCUGCUCUGUGCACGCUCGCUCUUAAGUGACACUUGGCUUAAGGCCUUGGGGACCAGUGGCACUACUCUCUGGGUGGGGACCAAGGUCCUCAUCUGGGCUCGAAAGGGCCUCAACGUGCAAAGGCAAGGCAUUUGCACUUUGGGCCCAUUCAUAAAGCGACGGCUGGCACUAUGCACAGAGAAAUGCCAAAUUGAGAUGCUUGGUUUCAAAGAAAAUGUUUUUCAAAGGAAACCUGCACCCCUGUGCUGACCCAGGCAAGCAGGGCACAGCCCCAUAACUGUAGGUGCCGCUGUCGUUUGAAAUGAAAUAAACAAUGACAUAAAAGGGACUUAUUUUAACUGAUUCUAGUGCUUCCAGUUUUGUAUCAACUGUUUUCUGCUCCUAGGGAGGGGGGACGAUGGGAGUCACUGGAAAGAAAACUGGCUCCACUGUUGUUUCACUGCUCACUUUCUACUUGCCUUGCUAUCUUGAAAAGCCACCACGUGUCUCUUAUUUUCUUGCCUGGCAGCUGCCUGGGGUCAUCACUGUUUAAUAUUUACCAAAUAGCCAUGUGCAAAUAAAAGUCAUUUGUACGGUAAAA
Molecule: messenger RNA, 2034 nt
Organism: Nycticebus coucang (slow loris)
Lineage: Eukaryota; Metazoa; Chordata; Mammalia; Primates; Lorisidae
Gene: MALL
Product: mal, T cell differentiation protein like
Exons: 4
Coding region: 81-539 (152 amino acids)
Biological process (GO): myelination
Cellular component (GO): membrane
Molecular function (GO): structural constituent of myelin sheath
Source: RefSeq, a predicted model, not a curated record